Messenger RNA from Bemisia tabaci, 2596 nucleotides. It is a transcript of the gene Tmem43, whose product is annotated as Transmembrane protein 43. Gene Ontology annotation, biological process: lipid metabolic process; nuclear membrane organization. The record is from RefSeq and is a predicted model, not a curated record. NCBI's taxonomy places the organism in Eukaryota, Metazoa, Arthropoda, Insecta, Hemiptera, Aleyrodidae. Gene Ontology annotation, cellular component: nuclear inner membrane.
CAGUGCAUCCUGUGCGCAAAAGUUCAGUAAUGGUGUUACAGGAAUAAUAUUCCGUUUAUUUUUCCAGAAAACAGAAAGAUUCCAUCAGAGUUCAUUUCCUUGUUCUAUUUCCAAAGACUAUGACCUCAAGCUCGCCAGACCAUCAAAAACUUGGAUGAACUUUUUUUCCCUGCACUAUCCAACAUCACAAUUGACUUUAACUGAAAAUUUUCUUCGCACCACAAUUUAAUUUCUAUUCAAAUAAAGAGCAGAAAAUAUGUUCAUCUGGGCAGGACAAUCACUUAUGAACUGCUGAAUUUUAAAAUUUCGGGAAUGAAUUAUAAGAGAAAUAAUGGCAAAUCCGUGUUUGAGAGCGUGUUCUCGACCGAUUUUUUGCCAAAAAUCAGGGAGGAAGGUAUCGCACAAGAAAUACCAACUCACGACAAUAUUCAGCGGUUUUUUUUUCAUUGUUGGUGUGAUCCUCUUGUUUGAAUGUGAGUGGGAGGCAGGGGAUGUGAACACAAGAGCUGAUCAACUUCUGAAGUCAAUUGUUUCCCUUCCAUCUCCAAGAGUUUACCCAGAGAAUGAGGGUCUCCUCGUGCAUGUGACCGGGAUUGUUGAUGUUGACGAACCUCUAACAGAAGUUGAGUACAGUGUCUCUGUGCCAGCCGUUAAGUUGAAACGACGGGUCCAGAUGUAUCAGUGGGUUGAAGAAAAGGAUUCAAUAUCACGUGUGAAUGAGCUGAGUUUAUCUCGGGAAUACUUCACCGAAUGGCGUGAUAAAAUAGUUAACAGUACAAAGUUUAUAGAGCCUUACGGACAUGAAAAUCCUAAGUCCAUACCAUUAAAUACAACAAUUUAUGUGAGCGAUAUCGUUUCUCUCGGAGAAUUCACUCUCAGUUCAGAGCUGAAGGAUAUGUUUUCAAAUUGGGUUCAAAUUACUGGUGAUCAGCGGCCAGAGCGAAAUGAUGUAAAGCUUCAUGCAGGGCUCUAUUAUCACUCAAUGGAUGUUUGGGAACCAGAAGUCGGGGAUAUUCGAUUACAGUUCUCUUAUGCUGGGUUGGCAGGAGAUUUGGUGACUUUUAUUGCACAACAACACAAAAAUGAGCUGAGGCCCUUCUGGAACGAAAGCGUAACUCAAAGAGAUUUGAGCUUGCUGGCUUACGGUAGAAAAUCGGUGGAGGAAAUGUUCAACAUACUCCAUCGAGAACAAACAUGGCAGACAAGGGUAAAGAGGAGCCUUUGCUGUGUUCUUUUAUAUUGUGGAAUGACUGGCAUAUCUCAAAUCAUUAAAAUGAUCGUCUGCCCUAAUCGAAAAAUUGAGUAUGUGUCUCCUUACUCGAUCAUCAUGCUGAUUUUAGGAUCUGCGUGGCUAUACUACUAUCCCGUUUUGAGCUCAAUUUUGAUAGCUGGUGCAGUGUUUCUUGUUGUACCUUUCUUCCCCUUCAGCAGAUCUCAAACUGUGGACCCUGAUAAUGCAGCACAGUACCAAUACCUUUGAAUCGGACUUAAUAAAGAUGUUCCUGUUUGUACUAACUUGAAUGAAAAUAUUCUUUGCUGCAUAGAGGAGAUUUGAUAUGAGAGCUAUGAAAAGUAAUUUAAAAUUCUUCGAUUUCUUGUUUCCCAUUCUUUACAGAUUAUAAACUAACUUUAAUGUCUGUAGGUCCUUCACCUAGGAAUUGAUUGUUUAUGUAAUUCCAGGACAAAUUCGUAAUUGAAACGCACACACGGUGGAGAAACCUGCCCUCUCUUUUUAGCAGCAGAUAUGUGUUUGCUGCUACUUUGAGCAGUUAGUCCUGCAUUUUGUGCCACCAAAUAAUUUGAAAACCCAACGACUUGUAGCAACAAAAGGUUUGAAAACUGAAAGUAACUAUAUUGAAUCGACAGACAAGUAUUCAACUGACACAGUUAAGUUACAAGGAAAAAUCAUUUUUAUGCCACUUACACAGAAAUUUGGUUUCGAUAUUUGAGGACUUUUUCCAUUAAAAGACGUACAAGGUACCCAAUGCUGCUAAGAUUGUGCGAAGUAGUUCUUUCAUUACAAGUAACCUAUUUAAAAGCUUUGCAUCAAAUUAUUCCCAGAAUCUGCUCUGAAUUUUUUCUCACUACUGUGUGGAGGGAAGUUGACAAUAAAUGAGUUUCAUAAUCUGCAAACGAUGUGAAAAAUUGCAUAAUAUUAGCAGCAUUGCAAGCCUCAUCCACCCAUUUACCAAAGAAAUUCUCAUUUCAUUUUCUUAAAUCAGAACAUUCAGCCUCUGCUGAUAACUGAAAAAUGAUGCUCUGAAGCCUUUCCGACAGAAAAUUUUAAAUUAAAGACUUGAAACGUUACAUCUAUGAGCUAAAAUGGUCAUACUUUCGAGUCUAGUGCCAGCACAUAUGGUUUCCUUGACUCUUCAGUCAUGGUAUACUUUUUAAAGAACGAUCAUGUUUCUUUUUCUCGUAUUACCGUAUAUAUCGUAAUCUCGUAUAUACCAUUAUCUUAAAUGUAGUUACAGCUGAGUCAGCGAUCUCCAUUACAUGAUAACAUUAGACUAUGUUUUAUUACAGUGUUGAUGAAAAUAUGUACCAAUGUUUUUUUUAAAAAACUUUUAUUUCAAUAAAUUGUUAAUUAACAUUC